Messenger RNA from Cyprinus carpio (common carp), 2189 nucleotides. RefSeq names its product tripartite motif containing 101 (gene trim101). Gene Ontology annotation, molecular function: zinc ion binding. The transcript has 9 exons. Lineage: Eukaryota; Metazoa; Chordata; Actinopteri; Cypriniformes; Cyprinidae. The record is from RefSeq and is a predicted model, not a curated record. Bases 217 to 1494 code for a protein of 425 amino acids.
UCCCCCACUCGCACAUGCACAAAUUCAGCUGUAAACCAACACAGGCCCCGUCGCGCUGUUCAAGCACAGGGGCAGAGCGACUGCCUGCUGCCUCCAGAGACUGGACAACCACACAGCACAGAGACAUGAAGACGGUGGUGUCUCAUCUCCUUAGCUGUGGUUUCACUCUCCGAUCUUAAUUUCCAGUGAGUGUGGGGUCAGCAGGGGCACACGGCCAUGUCUCUUCCACUGGAUAUACGCUCUUACCACAAAGACCCCUCACUGGGGACGCUGGAGAAACAACUCAUCUGUCCCAUCUGUGUGGAGGUCUUCACGAAACCAGUGGUCAUUCUGCCCUGUCUGCACAACCUCUGCCGCAAGUGUGCCAAUGAACUGUACCAGCCGUCUCUCUUCCAGGUUGGAAUCGGAGGACGUUUUCGCUGCCCUUCCUGUCAGCGUGAGGUUGUCUUGGACCGUCAUGGAGUUUAUGGACUGCAGCGCAAUUUACUCGUGGAGAACAUUAUUGAUGUUUACAAACAGGAGUCUGAAAGCUCUAGACCUCCGCCGAAGCCUCCUGCACUGUUCAGUUGUACGGAGCAUGAAGAUGAGAAGCUUAAUAUUUAUUGCCUGACGUGUCAGGUGACCUCCUGCUCUCUCUGUAAGGUGUUUGGGGCCCACAAAAACUGCCAAGUAGUUCCACUGCCUGAUGUUUACCAGCAGCAGAAGGCUGAACUCAGUGACAGACUUGCUACUUUGGUUUCCACAAAUGAACGCGUUCAGUCAUUUGUUAAUGAACUAGAGGCACUCCGCAGGAACAUAGAGGAAAACAGCAGGAUCCAGAAACAAAUUCUGUGCGAGAAGUUUGAUCAAUUAUCUGCCAUUCUGGAGGAACGCCGUAAGAUCAUGACCCAACAAAUCACCUCUGAGCAGGAGGUAAAGACUGGCUGGACCCAGUCUUUACUCCAGAUCUACAGUGAGCAUGUAGACACAAACUCAAAGCUGAUCCAGGCAGCCCAGAAUGCCAUAGAGGACCCAGAGAUGGCGUCUUUUGUGCAGACCUCACAAGAUCUUAUUGAAAAGGUUGGUGAAGCAUCUAACUGCUUCUCUCAGGAGACCCUGGAUCCUGACUAUGAGAAGAUGGAUCACUACAGGGUGGAUUUUGAUGCAGAGGAAAGAGUUCUGUACCAGCUGGAUUUCAUGGAGACUGAAGAAGAAGUGGAGGAAACACCUGAUGAACCAGAGUCAGAACCGGAGUCUGAACCAGAACCGGUGCUGACCCCAGAACCUGACCCUGAACUGAAAUCAGAGGGUUCUGAGAUGAUGAAUCCCACACCGGAGACAACAGAGGACACUUGUGGACAAGCAGACAGUUGUAGAGACAUCAGAAAAGUGGCUGUGUGUGAGAAGAAUGGCUUAAGCGCUUCACAGAUUGUCACUCUAGUCUUUUAUUUCCUGGGCUUUCUGGUCAUCCUCCAGCGAAUAUGGGGAAACAUUCAGUGCCUUAUUUGUAUAUAGCAGAGGUGAAGAGACAGUCUGCAGGUACUAACAAAUGCUCACAUGUUUUUGAAUAAAAACAAAGCCAAAGAUUGUUGUUUAAAUGGGAGGAAGGUUUUAAGAUAGACUGGAUUAGUAUCAUGUCUCUAUGUUCUUGCAUAAAAGUAAAGUCACUUACCAAGUUUUCUGCAGACUGGCAGAGCUGUGAGCUCAGCACUAGAAGGACUGAGCCCUCCAGUGGUCACCAGUGAGAUGACUUGUCUCUGUUUCUACCGGCUCAGUCCUCUUAAAUAAAACCAGAAGCUCAAAGAAAGAAAGGUGACUUGCUACUGGUCAGAAUGGGUUCUCCUCCCUUCUUGAAAAAAUCGUCUUUGUGUUUGUGCAAAAAAUUAAAACAUUGUGUACACUUAUGUUUGGAUCUGUUUUUUGUUUGCCCAAUAACACUGACUGUUCUUGCUGUAAUAGUCAGUGAAAGUUCUUGCCAUGUUUUAGAUGAGUGCUUCAAGACUGUAUAAUUUGAAACAUACAGAUUUGGUUGUAAUGAGAUGAAUAGUGUUUCAAAUCUGAGGAAUCUGUUAUGUGUAAUCUUAAGAGUUGGCUUGAACUAAAACACUGACUUUAUUUUUAUUUUUUCUCAUUGUGUCAGCUUUGACUGUCUAAUGGCUUGUGCAAUGCAUUAUGUGAAAUUUUGAGAAAUUGUAAAUAAUUGUCAUAAA